Molecule: messenger RNA, 2240 nt
Organism: Thalassophryne amazonica
Lineage: Eukaryota; Metazoa; Chordata; Actinopteri; Batrachoidiformes; Batrachoididae
Product: zinc finger and BTB domain-containing protein 12-like
Exons: 5
Coding region: 138-1889 (583 amino acids)
Biological process (GO): regulation of transcription by RNA polymerase II
Cellular component (GO): nucleus
Molecular function (GO): protein binding; RNA polymerase II cis-regulatory region sequence-specific DNA binding; DNA-binding transcription factor activity, RNA polymerase II-specific
Source: RefSeq, a predicted model, not a curated record
GAGAAAACGUCGCGUCUCGCGAAGAAGACAGAUUCAAAGUCAGUUUAGUCGCGAAAGGCCACAGUUCAGGAAAUGUGCCGCGUUCAACAAGAGGCCAAAAAGUAAACAGAGGUGGCACCGUUUGGCAAGAGAACAAGAUGGAGAUGCUGUGUUUUCAGUUGCCGGGCCACGGGGACACAACUUUGAAGCAUAUGAAUACACUGAGAUCUCGCCAACAUUUCUGCGACAUUACCAUCGUGGCCAGUGACAAUCUGACCUUCAGGGGGCAUAAGGUGGUACUAGCUGCCUGCUCACCCUUCCUGAGAGAUCAGUUCCUCCUCAACCCAUCUUCUAAGCUUCAGGUGUCAAUGCUGUAUAGCUCCACAGUGGUGUGUGAUUUGCUCCUGUCCUGCUACACUGGCAUGUUGCAGUUCAGCCCAGAGGAGAUAGUCAACUAUCUGACCACUGCCAGCUACCUGCAGAUGGAGCACAUCGUAGAACGCUGUCGAGGAGCACUGAAGAAAUAUGUACAGCUUAAAAACCCUAGUCAAUCAAAAAUUACCGAACAGAACAGUCAGACUAACCCAGCGCCUGUCGGCCGCAGUAUUCAUUCUGCUGCGACUGGAUCAACUCACACAGGCCAGCUGUCCCCUGUACACCCACACAGCCCCAUGGGACAAUCUGUGGAGGAAAGUGGAAAUAUGUGCAGCGAGGGAAGCAGCCAACAGCACAGUGACAGUUUUGUGGUGAAUGAGCCACAUAUUAAGGUUAACAUGUCUGAUGAGGAGGAAGAGACCAGACAAGAAGAAUAUGGUGUAUUCCAAGUGUACAUCCCUGAAGAGGAGCAGAUCAACAGGGACAGGCAAGAGGAACGAAACACUCCCUCUGGUGACCCUCAGGAUGUACGCAACUCAGAAACUGAAGGGGUAAAUAUCAGAGAAGGCACCAGUGACUAUGGGUUGAAAACAACAGAAGAAGACCUGAGUGCUGGCAGCCACUUGGGGGAGGAUCUUUCCAUGGAGGGGCUUUGUGCUUUGAGACGCAGACUGCCUGACCCUAAAAUGGGUUGGGGCAGAGGGAGAGGCAGGGGGAGAGGUUUCAAGAGGAGAAGGUGGGCCACAUCUCAAGAGAGAAGGCCUCCAGACAUGACUCAACAGCAUGAUCUGUGGUACAUAGCUGCGGGGGUGGGAGGCAGUUUGGGGCUGGAUUACAAUCAAGAAAGCGUGAAACCAGGAAGUUACCUGUCGGUUGACCUUCCGCGAUUGGAGUUCAACACAAGCAAUGCACAGGGAGACAGAGCCUCCACAAUGGCCGGCAACAGUAUAGGCCAGUACGCUCUGGAGGACUCCGGCUGUGGUGCCGGAGAGGGCAGUUCUGGGUUAACAGCUGUUUCACCAAACGAAGGAGGGGAUGAGUCGGUGGCCGUGGUGGGUUCCACCUCCAGUGUAGCCGGGCCUGUGAUCUGUGAACACUGCGGCAUGACCUUCCCCUCGGCGCACUCCCUCGCUGUCCACUCUCGCGCCACUCACCUGCUGUACGCUUGCCCCUGCUGCGGAAAGCACUUUCACCAUGCCGCCAACCUCACCAGGCAUAUGGCGGUGCACCGAGGCGGCGGUAAAACCCACCAGUGCCCGCUGUGCUACAAGACUUUCACCCAGAAGUCAACACUGAUAGACCACAUGAAUCUCCACAGCGGUGAGCGGCCUCACCACUGCGCUUACUGCCACGCACGAUUUGCCCACAAGCCCGCACUUCGGCGCCACCUCAAGGAGCAGCACGGGAAAACCACAGGACAAAAUUUCCUGCAUGAGCAAGAGGAGAGGCAGCGGGAGCAGCAGCAGGGCAGAGGAGUCACCGGAAGAAUACGAGAGGAAGAACAAGAGUGUCCAGUAACUGAGCAAGUGUCCUAAAUGUUUUUUUUCUACAUAUAAUCAAAAUGACUCAAGUUUGAGAGACACUGUUAAACCCAAAAUGUGAAUCUGCUGCAAAUUGUGAAUUAUCCACAAACCUUGAAUUGCAAAACAUGAACACUGAAAAAAUACCUCACGUGAUGUGAAUGCAUAUUUCACAAAACGUGAAUUUCUUCAUUACUACGGAUAUUUCAUGUCACUAUGAAUUAAUUUUUGAUCAUUAAUGGAGCAAACCACAAGAACAAGAUAGAAAAAGUGUACAUUUUCCAAAAUAUAUUCAACUAAUCAACAACUUGUGCACUUAUUUGUUGAUUUUACUAUUUAUUCUGCCAUGCUAAAACCUCACCUGAG